Callorhinchus milii (elephant shark) is the source of this 1549-nucleotide messenger RNA. RefSeq names its product BTB/POZ domain-containing protein KCTD21. Gene Ontology annotation, biological process: ubiquitin-dependent protein catabolic process; protein homooligomerization. Gene Ontology annotation, molecular function: histone deacetylase binding; cullin family protein binding. The record is from RefSeq and is a predicted model, not a curated record. The transcript has 2 exons. Lineage: Eukaryota; Metazoa; Chordata; Chondrichthyes; Chimaeriformes; Callorhinchidae. The coding region runs from base 381 to 1163 and encodes 260 amino acids.
UGUAGGGAUGGGUGGUGGAGGGAUGGGUAUUUUCAGAGAGAGUGAGAGGAGGGAGUCUGGAUGCAUAACUUUAAUGGUGUGUUGGUGUCCACGUUACCGCACACAUUAUAUUUCGGAAGAACCAAGUGGUCUCAUGUUUCUGGGCUUUAUAACGGGUUUACCACCGUCUGAUCGGAAGCGAACCACCGGCAGAGAAGCCGUGGACGACAACUCCCACAAUCCUACACACAGCCCUGUGCCCUGUGCCCGGGGCUCUGGGGCCGAGCGGCGGAGCCUCGUGCGAUCGGGGGUUGUGGUUCCUGUUUGAGGAGACGGGGGAUCAGAUCACGUCAACACUGUCGAUCAUAAGGAAAUAAGAUACAGUUUGCUGUCAAUUCAGCAUGACCGAUCCAAUAACGUUAAAUGUAGGAGGAAAACUAUACACCAGUUCUCUGGCGACUUUAACACGUUAUCCAGACUCAAUGCUGGGUGUGAUGUUCAGUGGGAAAUUUCCCUCUACCAGUGAUCAGCAUGGUAAUUUCUUCAUUGAUCGAGAUGGGAAAAUAUUUCGAUACAUUCUAAAUUUUCUACGCAGCUCAAACCUUGACCUCCCUGAUGAUUUCCAGGAAGUUGGUCUCCUGAAGAGAGAAGCUGAUUUUUACCAGAUUCAGCCAUUGAUAGAAGCUUUGGAGGAGAGAGAAUCUGAAAAUGCUAAAUCGGAGAGGAAUGCAAUGUUUAAUAUUUCUCUGGAUCAGAGACUGCAGACUGUUUAUUUCACUGUCAAACCAGCUCCACAAAUGUACAACCUCACCUCAUGCAGCACAGAGAUCUUUGAUGCAAACAUAUUUUGUACAUCAGCUGAAUUCUUGAAACAUUUGAGCUCCAAGUUCUGCUAUUAUGUCAAUGGAAAACUUUCACCAAUUGGCUACGAGAAGAAAGAUCCCCACCAUUUGACAUUACAGUGGGUUGGACAUGUGCGAGUGUUGCCUGAAGAUGAAUACACAAGGCAGAAUUUAAAAAGGUUGUGGGUUGUGCAUACAAAUGAGCAAGUCAACAACUUCCAAUUGUUUGUAGAAGAAGUACUAAAAACAGCAAUGAGUAAUGGAUUCCAUGUGGAUUCCUUGCAACCAGAUUCCUCUGACUUUAUGAAUUACAAGGUUCUCCGUUUAGUCCGGUAUAAGUAGAUUUAUUUCCCGAAAUGACUCCAUACUAACUGGGAUGCUGCAAAACAGAAAAGACCUUAAUCCAGUUUUCUUUGAAUGGCACUUUAGGUUAAUGACUGGCAAUAUUUGCUAACCUUAUCAUCAUUAUUUUAAACAGUUUAGACUUGUAAUCCCUAUACUGCAGUUUAAUUGCAAUGUUAGCAACUUCUAGUUUAAUUUAACUGGUUAAAUUAUUAAUUUCCACUUUGACCAUUUGCUACUACUGUUUAGAUACCAUUUGCGCUGGAUUUGUAAUGUUACUUACCACGGGCUUGGUCAAAAUAUACAGUCUUGAUAAAGUGGUUCAGGUGAUUUAACAUUUCAUUUUGGGAAAUGUACCUUUUGAUUCAGGUACAUUACUAAAAGAU